CUCUACAACAGCCCCACAGGCUGAGGAUUACAUUUUACCCACGCUAAGGACCAAAGCCUGAUCAAUAUGCCUGCCAGCAUCUGUGGCAACUGGGACAUGAUCAGCAGUGUCAACUUUGAAAGCUACAUGAUUGCACUUGGUAUCAGCCUCUACACACGAAAGAUUGCUCUGAAGCUGAAGAUGAGGAAGGUGAUCGAACAGCAAGGGGACCAGUACGUCAUCAAAACCACCAGCGCCUUUAGAAACUAUGCCAUCUCCUUCAAACUGGACCAAGAGUUUGAAGAGUUCACCCAGGGACUGGACAACAGACACGUAAAAUCGCUGGUGACAUGGGAGGGGAAUAAACUAGUGUCCACACAAAUUGGGGAGAAGAAGAACCGGGGCUGGACUCAUUGGAUUGAAGAUGAGAAGCUCCACCUGGAGCUGUAUUGUGAGGGAGAAGUGUGCAAGCAGGUGUUCAAGAAGAACAUUAGUGAGUGAAGUGGAAGAGGAGGUGUAUUACUGGAGAGGUCAACCAGUGAUGGAGGACGUUAUGUGUCACAUCCAUCACGGACAAACCUGAAGAACAUAACAACUCUAAAAUAGGAGUCUACGGUAUUUUUUUUCUUCUGUAGUGACUCCAACACUCAGGUCGACAGAAAGUCUGUACAGAUAUGAGUUUACGCCAGUAGAUGGCAGCAUUGCAUUAUUGUUGUCUGAUAUUGCUGCUUGGUGGUGCUGGUCUCACCACUAAGUAAGGAAAUAAAAACAUAAAUACAUAGAUUAGUAAUGGAUUUGUAUAGCUCCUUUCACUUAGCAGUGGAAAAAAAGGUGUCUGUGUUAAAUUUGGCUACACCAGUUGUAAAUAUGCUAUAACAGGUAUACCCAUUGUAAAAUAGAUCUGUAAAAAGGGUUUUUGUG
Molecule: messenger RNA, 900 nt
Organism: Cololabis saira (Pacific saury)
Lineage: Eukaryota; Metazoa; Chordata; Actinopteri; Beloniformes; Belonidae
Gene: rbp7a
Product: retinol binding protein 7a, cellular
Exons: 4
Coding region: 67-480 (137 amino acids)
Biological process (GO): fatty acid transport
Cellular component (GO): cytosol; nucleus
Molecular function (GO): fatty acid binding
Source: RefSeq, a predicted model, not a curated record